Tinamus guttatus (white-throated tinamou) is the source of this 486-nucleotide messenger RNA. Lineage: Eukaryota; Metazoa; Chordata; Aves; Tinamiformes; Tinamidae. The record is from RefSeq and is a predicted model, not a curated record.
CUCAAAAUUAGCACUAUGACUGAUGGAGACUAUGAUUAUCUGAUCAAACUCCUGGCCCUCGGAGACUCCGGGGUUGGAAAAACCACGUUCCUGUACAGAUACACCGAUAACAAAUUCAAUCCCAAAUUCAUCACGACGGUGGGCAUAGAUUUCCGGGAAAAACGGGUGGUGUACAGCAGCAAAGGCCCCAAUGGAGCUCCAGGGAAGGCCUUCAAGGUGCAUCUCCAGCUCUGGGACACGGCCGGCCAGGAGAGAUUUCGGAGCCUCACCACGGCGUUUUUCCGAGACGCCAUGGGCUUCCUCCUGAUGUUUGAUCUCACCAGCCAACAGAGCUUCUUAAAUGUCAGAAAUUGGAUGAGUCAGCUGCAAGCCAAUGCGUAUUGUGAGAACCCGGAUAUCGUGUUGAUUGGGAAUAAGGCGGAUUUAUCGGACCAGAGGGAGGUCAACGAAAGGCAAGCGAAAGACCUGGCCGACAAAUACGGGUAA